Molecule: messenger RNA, 1380 nt
Organism: Fusarium keratoplasticum
Lineage: Eukaryota; Fungi; Ascomycota; Sordariomycetes; Hypocreales; Nectriaceae
Product: AMPKBI domain-containing protein
Exons: 3
Coding region: 1-1380 (459 amino acids)
Biological process (GO): signal transduction
Cellular component (GO): cytoplasm; nucleotide-activated protein kinase complex; nucleus
Molecular function (GO): protein kinase binding
Source: RefSeq, a predicted model, not a curated record
AUGGGUAACAACCCGUCCUCUUCCUCCAAGCCGGCGACCCCGACGUCGUCGGCCCCCGGGUCCGCGCCGGGUCACGGACACGGCCACGAGUCCCCCCGGCAUCACCACCGCAAGGACGCCCGCAACAUCAUCCCCGGCCACACCCACCGCUCCGCUGCUCCCCCGGAGCCCUCCAUGGCCCAGGCCCAGGGCUCCACCGUCGUCAACCGCCCCAAGAGCCUGCCUCCCACCGCCGUCUCGUCCCUCAGCGGUUCUCCCCACAGCGGCGUCGCCGUGCCGCAAAAGAUCGCUUCGUCCUCCGACGCCAGGGUCGUUCCCAACAAGACUGUCGAGUCAAAGCCCCCCGCCGCUCCGCGCGAUGAGCCUUCCAAGCCAGUUGACGUGCCCAUCGAGGCCUCGUCCGUCCGCUCCCACCACUCAGCCCACAUCCCCAUCCCCGAGCCGACCCUCGUCUCCAACAGCAGCAUCACCGACAUGUACCUCACCCGCCCUCCCCGUCUGCCGCUCCCCAUCGACGAGGAGGUCCACACACCGGGUUCCCCCAUCCUCGCGCCUGAGAACGACCAGCCGGUCCCCGAGAUCGAGCUGAUCGACUCGUCGGAUGGCAUGACCCGCAAGAGCUCCGCGCUGAGCGCGACGACUGUCGACGAGGAGGACAGCGAGGAGCUUCGCGUUGAUAAGACAAGACCUGUCGUCCCGGCCAAGCUCGAGUGGCUCCGCGGCGGCGAAAAGGUCUACGUAACGGGCACAAUCUUCCAAUGGAAUCGAAAGCAGCGACUUCAUCCCAUCGAAGGUCGGCCCGGGUGCUUCAGCACCACCGUCUACAUCCUCCCCGGCACCCACCAUGUCCGCUUCCUGGUGGACGGUAUCAUGCAGACGUCUCCCGACCUGCCCACUACUGUCGACUUUGGCAACAACCUCGUCAACUACAUCGAGGUCAACCCUGAUGAUGCCCAUCAGCAGCAGGCCCCGGAUCCUCAAGCCGCCGCUCAGGCUGCUCCCCAAGGCCAAAAGGUCCUGCCUCCGCCCAAGGGCAAGGCCGUCCCCCCGCCAGAGUCGUACCGUAGCCAGAUCCCCAAGUACCUGGUCGACUUUGAUCAGCCAGAGGACUCGCCCGCGUAUCAGUACGCCGUCACGGCUAUUGAGAAGCUGCCGAACCCUCCCACGCUGCCCGGGUUCCUGAGCAAGCCCAUCCUCAACGCGGCGACACUGAUGAAGGACGACAACAGCGUGCUCAACAUGCCCAACCACACCAUUCUCAACCAUCUCGCCACCAGCAGCAUCAAGAACAAUAUUCUCGCCGUGUCGGCCACGACUCGGUAUAGAAACAAGUAUGUCACGACGAUUGUCUACAAGCCCACGUCUUCGGAUGAUGGUUAG